Molecule: messenger RNA, 1680 nt
Organism: Symbiodinium sp. CCMP2456
Lineage: Eukaryota; Dinophyceae; Suessiales; Symbiodiniaceae
Source: the annotation of a GenBank genome assembly
AUGUUCUGCUUGCAGCAUGAUUCCAAAGAUGCCCAAAGGUGCCGCGUGCCACAGACAGCAGGGAGUGCUUUCUACGCAGAAGUCUUACACAGGCCCGUAACAGUUCAGGGUUGCACACACGGUCCUUUUUGUGCACGUUGCAGACGGUCUGUGUCUGCCCAGGUUCUACCAUUCUGUGUGUGCCGUGCUCUGGUGAGUACGUGGCGAGAAGCCGCAUGGCCAGUCACGACUCUCAGGGGAAAGGAGUCUCCGGCCACACCGCAUACCAAACCGACGGUGCAGAUCAAGGCUACGAACGGAGCUGCGCACCAAGGCGCAAGUGGUAACUUCGUUUCUUGGGAUGACUUCCCGGUGAGCAAGCCUGCGCAGGCCGCCAACGGCCACGCACACGCUCUGCACAGCACUAAUGGUUAUUGGAUCCUGCAGGCGCCGGCAAGGUUGAGGCUGCAUCGGGCUUGGUCCUUCGAGAUUCGAGGGGUUCUCUUCGUGCACUUUCUGGCAGGUUGCGAAGAGGCACUGUUGGGUCUUCGGCACAGGGGCAUUCGACAGCUCUCCUGGGUGUUCUUUCUCAUUGGUGCUCGACCUUCGCUCCCAGAUGGCAAUUUCUCAGGUGGUGUCGUUCCUUCCACAAACAAGGUUCAGAGAUGGGACUCCCGCUCAGAGUUACACCGAGUAGAACCAGAUAGAGAACGGGAUCACAAUGCACAAGUGACAGGCGUGGCCAGCGAGAUCCUCGUGCACAGGUUCGGCCUCAGAAGCCUCGGCCCAGGGACCCUGGAGGUCGUGUGGGAGCCCUUGCGCCGCGGCUCAUUUCGAGUGUUGGGCAGUGGGUGGCAGGUGUUGAUACCUGCUCGCGGAAGUCAUGGAGGUUCCAUAUCGGGGACAGCGACAUUGACCAUACAGAUCCAGAACAAGGUGUUUGCCGGAGAAGAUGCUGAGUUGGACGGCGAAGAGUGGCAUCCAUUUGAGGCUGCCUCUGCCGAGAACACAUCCGUGGAAGCAUCAAGCACCCAAGUAAAUCCCACUGCCGAGCCGAGGCCACCGCCACCGCCAGACUUGGAUGGUGGCGCUUUUGAAGAGCCUCCACCGCCUCCACAGGUGUCAUCGUCUGUGCCCAGUUCAAUGAAGGAGGCGAUGAAAGAACCGCCACCUGCGCCCAGUUCUCCUGGGGCUGAUGUACCACGGCAGCUCAUGGACGAGCAUGUUCGAGCACGCAUGCAGUGGAUGGGUGGCAAAGCAGGGCUUCCUGCUAACCACGAUGCAGCCGGCAAGCGACCGAAGCGGUCCAAAGAGAUGUUUGAGGUGGCGCCGGCUGCACCGCCCACAGCGCGAGCAGCUCAAGUAACGGAAGACGCAGCGCAACACAAAGAGAAAGUGGAGCCUUCGCCCCUAGCAAAAGCGCAUACAUCGCCGCCGCCGGUCAAGCUCUCCGAUCCAGUGCUGGAUCCCAAAGUCGCCGCUGCAUGGGGGCUGCCGAGCUUGCAAAGUACCGCACAGUGCUCCGCUGCACAGCUCCCCAAGGUGAAGCUGGGCAGCGACGCGGCAGAAAGUUUGAGGAAAGACCCAAGCCACAAGCAACGGGCUCUGAAGGAAGAGGGCGACAACAGACAACAUGUCAGCCGUGGACGGACAGAAGCUUUGCUGCUCAUGAUGUCCUCUCGAGGAGCGCAAAAGAUCUGA